Molecule: messenger RNA, 1140 nt
Organism: Triticum urartu
Lineage: Eukaryota; Viridiplantae; Streptophyta; Magnoliopsida; Poales; Poaceae
Source: RefSeq, a predicted model, not a curated record
AUUAUCUGUGAGUCAGGAAAAGUGGACCUGCGAGAACAGAAUAUCGUUGACAUUGAAGAACUUGUGGAGCUUUGUACCCGUAUGGAAGAGGCUUGCGCGGGAUUCACAAGGUUUGAUUUCUGUCAGAUCUUGGAUGCUACAGAGAAUUUCUCAGAGAAGAUGAUAAUUGGAUGGGGAGGAUUUGGGAGGGUGUACAAGGGCCAGUUGCCUGGUGGACUUAAUGUUGCCAUCAAAAGAGCCGAUGAGCACGCAGCAAUGGUUGAAGUCAACAGUGAAUUGCAGCUUGCAAAGCUUCAGCAUGCCAAUGUGAUUCGGUUAUUGGGGUGGUGCAUCCAUGGGAAAGAAAGGAUUCUAGUAUAUGAGUUCAUGCAAAAUGGUUCCUUAGAUCGUUACCUAUGCGACAGAAGAAAAGGGCCGUUGCUACACUGGUCUAGGCGAUUCAAGAUAAUUACAGGGUUAACAGAGGGAAUUGUUUACCUGCAUAAGCACUCCAUGUUCUGGCUUGUCCACAGAGACUUGAAACCACAUAAUGUCCUCUUGGAUUGUAACAUGAUCCCAAAGAUUGCUGAUUUUGGAUCAGCUAGAGCACUGAGUUCAGAUGUAGCAGAAGAGCGCACGAGUAGGGUCGUGGGAACCAGUGGUUACAAGGCUCCAGAGUAUGCAUCUCGAGGAGUUUACUCGCUGAAGACAUAUGUUUUCAGCUUUGGCGUUUUGGUUCUGGUGAUUAUUAGUGGCCGAAAGAAUACCAUACUUGACAAGCGAGGGGAUACUGUUGGUGAUCUUGUACGAGAUGCCUGGCGCACGUGGAAGGACCAAAGGUUGCAUGAGCUUGUGGAUCCGUUGUUAGGGGAAAGAUAUGAAGCCGCUGAGAUAACGAGAUGCGCUCAGGUGGCACUACUUUGCUCUCAGGAAGAUCCAGCAGAUCGGCCCACCAUGACAGAUGUUGCUGCAAUGCUGAACUCUGAAAACAUAAGCUCACCGAUGGAGCCUAAGCAGCCCGCCGCGCUAAUCCAUGGGUGUGCCGACAUAGACACGACAUCGACAUACGUGGGCCGAUCAAGCAGGACAAUAGACAUAAUGAUAACGAGUUCAGCUCCAGUGUCGACCACGGUUCGAAUCAUUCUAGACCCGGAGGUUUGA